CAGGGAACCCAAGGUAUUUCUCUCCCUUAAUCUCUUUUGUUUCACAGAGGUCAGCAGUCAGAGAUGUGUUUGAAGCUUCUCCCCAGAUGCCUAAGACAGGAACUCACGUGAUUAGAAUGCUUGUUUCUGAUGUUGGGUAUCGGAAGAGAUGUUCUACUUACAGGGUUCUCAGAUGUUGCAGGUUCUGGAGAACUCCCUGAGGAAGCACCUGCCUGAGACCUUAAAGGUUUAUGGGACUGUCUUCCACAUGAAUCAGGGAAACCCAUUCAAGCUCAAGGCUCUGGUGGACAAGUGGCCUGAUUUUAAUACUGUUGUUAUUCGACCUCAGGAGGAGGACAUGGAAGAUGACCUUGACCACUACACCAACACUUACCUAGUCUACUCUAAGGAUCCCGAGAAUUGUCAGAAGUUCCUCAGCUCAUCAGAAGUCAUUAACUGGAAACAACAUCUACAGAUUCAAAGUACACAGUCAAGCCUGGACAAAGUGAUAGAAAGUCUUGGAGCCAUUAACUUGGGCAAAGUCAAGCAUACACAGUGCUUUCUCUAUAUGAUACUUGAAACAGCAAAGAAACUGGCUCCUUCCUUGGUGGAUGGGAAUAACUUAGUACGCAGCAGUGACAAUCCCAAACCCAUUAAUCAAGAGUUGUUCAAACUCACCUCCCUGGAUGUGACACAUGCUGCGUUCGUGAAUAGCAUCUGGUAUUUUGGUGGCAACGAGAAAAGUCAGAAGUUCAUUGAGCGCUGUAUCCACACCUUCCCCAGCUUCUGUAUUAUGGCACCUGAGGGGAUUCCCGCAUCCUGGGGCUUGAUGGACCACACUGGAGAAUUGAGAAUGGGAGGCACCUUGCCUCAGUACCGGAACCAGGGUCUCAUUUACCAUGUUGCCCUCCACCAGAUUCAGACUCUAAAUGAUCUCGGCUUCCCCAUGUAUGCACAUGUGGAUAAAGCUAACUUCACCGUACAGAGAAUGGUUGCCAGGCUGGCUCAUGUCCCCAUGCCCUGUACUUGGAACCAGUGGAAUUUUGAGCCUCUUUGAAGCUGAAAAGAGUGAUGAGGGUACAGUCCUUGUAGAUGGAGAAACAGCUGACUGAACAGAGAGAAAUAAUAAAUGGUCAUUAGG
Arvicola amphibius (Eurasian water vole) is the source of this 1120-nucleotide messenger RNA. Its product is annotated as glycine N-acyltransferase-like protein Keg1. Gene Ontology annotation, molecular function: glycine N-acyltransferase activity. Bases 149 to 1036 code for a protein of 295 amino acids. NCBI's taxonomy places the organism in Eukaryota, Metazoa, Chordata, Mammalia, Rodentia, Cricetidae. Gene Ontology annotation, cellular component: mitochondrion. The record is from RefSeq and is a predicted model, not a curated record. The transcript has 6 exons.